Diabrotica balteata is the source of this 663-nucleotide messenger RNA. NCBI's taxonomy places the organism in Eukaryota, Metazoa, Arthropoda, Insecta, Coleoptera, Chrysomelidae. The record is from the annotation of a GenBank genome assembly.
AUGAAGCCCAUCUUAUACUAUUUUCCUAUUAGUAUACCUUCCAGAGGAGCAUAUUUAGCGGCUAAAGCAGCGGGCGUUGAUGUAGAUAUACGGAUUCUUGAUGUAAUAAAAGGAGAACAAUUCACAGAAGACUUUUUAAAGAUUAAUCCUCAACAUACUGUACCUACUUUGGUUGAUGGAGAAUAUACUGUGUGGGAUAGUCAUGCUAUUGGAGGAUAUCUGGCAACAGUAUACUCAAAUAAUGACAAUUUAUAUCCUAAAGAUCCAAAAAAGAGAGCUCUUGUAGAUCAAAGAUUAUUUUUUGAUUGUGGAACAUUAUAUCCAAGAAUCUGGGCUAUUGUUUAUCCAAUUUCACAUAAAGGUGAAGAUCAAAUUUAUGAUGAACAUAAACGUUAUUUAGAAGAGGCCUUAGGAUUUUUGAAUGUAUUUCUCGAGGGUAAUGAUUUUGUAACAGGGAAACAUCUAACAAUUGCUGAUUGUUCUUUAGUAGCGACAGUAUCUAGUAUAGUGGCAAUAGGAUGGGACAUUAGUGCUUACUCUAACAUCGCUAAUUGGUUAGCAAGAUGUACAUUGGCUAUUCCAGAUUAUGAAGAAGCAAAUCAAAAGGGAGCAGAUUUAUUUGGUAAAUUAAUAACAAGUAAAUUGGCCCCUGGACAACUAUAA